AUGAUGUCAAAAAGAGCAUUUGCAUGCUCGUCUGCUGCCAUACUUAUCGGAUAUGACAUGACACUGAUUGGUUCCAUUAUUGCCAAUACCGAGUUCGUUGAGUUCUUUGGUACAUACGACAAUGCUGCUCAGUCGUGGGCUCUUCCAGCGAGCCACCAGCUGAUUUGGAGCCUUGUUCAAUAUGUGUCUGCCCUGGUCGGUGCUCUGUGCUCGGGACUUUUCAAUGACACUUUUGGCCGGAGACCUGCAUUCCUUUCUGUCAUACUAUGCAAGGCACCGUUCCUGUCUACGUCUCUGAGCUCGCCCCGAGCCAACGUUCGCGGGUUUCUACUUUCUCUCUUCCAGUUCUGGAUCAUUGUCGGGUCAUUUCUCGCCGCCUGCGUUCUGGAGGGCACUACUCACGUACCGAACGCAUGGCCUUGGAAAGGAACCGUUGUCUCCCAGAUUGGUCUUGGUGCCAUCUGCUUAGCAUUGUUUCUUCCAGUGGUACCUGAAUCUCCGUACUAUCUCGUGGCCAAUUCCAAAACGGGUGCAGCUCGAGCUGCCCUGAUCAAAUUGAGAGGCAGAGAAGUUGGUUACGGCGUUGACGAAAAUCUCGGCACUAUUAUUUCAACAUUGGAACAUGAGAGAAAGAAUCAGAGCGAGGCACCUUCCUUUAUAGAAUGUUUCAAGGGAACAGAUUUUCGACGAACGCUCAUCGCGUGUCUUCCAAUGGCCAUGCAACACUUCAUGGGCUAUGGUCUUUGCGGCAACUACCUGGCUUACUUUCUUAACCUCUCUGGUUUUAGAAACUCUUUCUUGAUCACGCUUAUUUCUAUGUUUAUUGGUCUAUUCGCAGGAGCUUUUUCGUUCCUCAUAAUUGAGCACGUUGGAAGGCGACCACAACUGCUAUUUGGCUCCUUUGUUGUGUGUUUAUGUCUUCUUGUGAUCGGCAUUUUGGGUUUCGUCAAGCCUAGAAGCCAAAGUACCAGCAUCGGAGUUGCUAUUCUGUGCAUCAUCUGGAAUGCCUUCUACUACAUAUCAGUUGGUGCGGUGGGCUGGACUAUUACAAGCGAGAUGACAUCCUCUCGACUACGCUCGAAGAGCAACGCGCUGGCCGCCGGUGUUAACUCCCUGUUUAAUAUGGCCUGGUCCAUUGCUAUUCCAUAUCUCGUCAACACCGAGAAUGCUAAUCUUGGUGCCAAGACUGGCUUGGUAUACUUCGUACCUGGUGUUUGCCUUUUUGUCCUGGCCUACUUCGUUGUCCCCGAAACUAAAGGGAAGACGUGUGACGAGCUGGAUAAGCUCUUCGAAGCUCACACACCCGCACGCAAGUUUUGA
Messenger RNA from Talaromyces atroroseus, 1320 nucleotides. RefSeq lists its product as hypothetical. Gene Ontology annotation, molecular function: carbohydrate:proton symporter activity. Gene Ontology annotation, biological process: transmembrane transport; carbohydrate transport. Lineage: Eukaryota; Fungi; Ascomycota; Eurotiomycetes; Eurotiales; Trichocomaceae. The transcript has 2 exons. Gene Ontology annotation, cellular component: membrane. The record is from RefSeq and is a predicted model, not a curated record. The coding region runs from base 1 to 1320 and encodes 439 amino acids.